UACCUAUCUAUGACAGGUAUGAUACCUGGGUAUUUGCAGAUACGGAGAUUCAAUGCUAGUCAGUGUAGAGACAGCGUUGUGAGAUGAAGCUGCUCGUACUUCUACUGGCCGCCGCCGCCGCCGCCGCCGCAGCCCCGCGCGAUGCGGACGGCUACCACCCGUCUGGCGCAGCGCAACUCCGCUCCGGCGACGACGCGGGCGCGCCCGAGCCCGGCCCCGCCGAGCGGCGCGCCGACUACUGGCACGCGGAGGCGCAGGCGGCGCUGGCGGCGAGGCUCGCGGCCCCGGAGCCCCCGCGCGCGGCGCGCAGCGUCAUCAUGUUCCUGGGCGACGGGCUGUCGGUGCCCACGCUGGCGGCGGCGCGCGCGCUGCAGGGGCAGCUGCAGGGCCGGCCCGGCGAGGAGGCGCGCCUCGCCUUCGAGACCUUCCCAGUCACCGGGCUCGCCAAGACCUACUGCGUGGACGCGCAGAUCCCCGACUCGGCAUGCACGGCCACGGCGUACCUGUGCGGCUCCAAGGGCAACCUCGGCACCGUCGGCGUGUCGGGCGGCGUGCCGCGCGGGGCGUGCGCCGCCGCCGCCGACCCCGCGCUGCAGGUGCAGUCGCUGGCCGCUUGGGCGCUGGCCGCCGGCCGCUCCGCCGGACUCGUUACCACCACGCGCGUCACGCACGCGUCGCCCGCCGGCGUGUACGCGCACUCCGCCGAGCGCGACUGGGAGAGCGACGCCGACAUCCCCGCCGAGUGCCGCCGCGAGCACGGCGCGCAGGCCGACAUCGCGCACCAGCUCGUGCACUCGUUCCCCGGCAACCGGCUCAAGGUGAUCCUGGGCGGCGGGCGGCGCGAGUUCCUGCCCAACAGCACCGUGGACGAGGAGGGCGCGCGCGGGCGGCGCCUGGACGGGCGCGACCUGGUGGGCGAGUGGCGCGCGGACAAGCGGGCGCGCAACGCGUCGCACAGCUACGUGUGGGACCGCGCGGGGCUGCUGGCGGCGCCCGCGGACGACGACUACCUGCUGGGGCUGUUCGAGAGCUCGCACAUGCAGUACCACGCGGAGGCGGACGCGGCGCGCGAGCCGAGCCUGGCCGAGCUCACGGAGGCGGCCAUCGCGCGGCUGUCGCGCAACCCGCGCGGCUACUUCCUGUUCGUGGAGGGCGGGCGCAUCGACCACGCGCACCACGACAACCUGCCGCGCCUGGCGCUGCUGGAGACGCUGCAGCUGAGCGAGGCGGUGGCGCGCGCCGCCCGCCUCGCCGCGCCCGACACGCUGCUGCUGCUCACGGCCGACCACGCGCACGUCAUGACGUACAACGGCUACUCGCGCCGCGGCAACCCCGUGCUGGGCCUGUCGGGCGACGCCGGCCGCGACGGCAAGCCCUACCUCACGCUCAGCUACACCAACGGGCCCGGCUACCGCCCGCACGGCGCAGACGGCCGCCCCGACGUCUCCGCAGACGACUACCUGUCGCCCUGGUACCAGCGCUCGGCGAUGGUGCCGCUGGCCUCGGAGACGCACGGCGGCGAGGACGUGGCGGUGUUCGCGCGGGGCCCGGGCCAGCACGUGUUCACGGGACUGUACGAGCAGAGCCAGCUGCCGCACCUCAUGGGCUACGCGGCGUGCCUGGGCCCGGGCCGCCACGCCUGCCACGACCACCACGAGCCCUGACCCACCACUGCAUCAUCAGACCUAUCUAGUGAAUGGAUACUUUUAGCUGAGGCUAUUAGGUAGUAUUUAUAAGUUUUAUACUUGGCACAGUAAUUUCUAAAUACCUUCACGGGAUCAAUUGCUAGGAAUCUGUACCAAGUUUGAUCGCACAGUUUUAUUUCAAAUGGUAGCAAUAAAAGUAUAUUUAGCGUUUUUUCUAGUGUCGUGUCGUCUAUUCUUAUCAAUGAUAUCCUAUGGCGCUAUGAUAUUUACUUACUGAUGAAAUAUUAAUAUUUGUAUAUUAUUAAUAAAUAGAUGCGCUAUU
This is a messenger RNA of Plutella xylostella (diamondback moth), 1968 nucleotides long. RefSeq names its product membrane-bound alkaline phosphatase. Gene Ontology annotation, biological process: dephosphorylation. Gene Ontology annotation, molecular function: alkaline phosphatase activity. The record is from RefSeq and is a predicted model, not a curated record. NCBI's taxonomy places the organism in Eukaryota, Metazoa, Arthropoda, Insecta, Lepidoptera, Plutellidae.